AUGGGUGAACAAAUGAAAAGAAUACGAUAUUCAAAUACUGAUAGUAAUAACAAUAAUAAUAAUAACAAUAACAACAAUAACAAUAAUAUCAAUAGAGUAAUUGAAGAUCAUGUCGUAGAACAUACAUUGGAUCUGGAUCCAGAUCAACAAUAUAGAUAUACAAUCGAACCAAUUAGAUCUUAUCGGAAUAGUGAUGGAGAGGAUGAUGGUGAUGAUGAAUCAAGUAGCAGUAAUGAUGAAGAAGAGGAAGAAGAAGAAGACAAUGAAUAUGAUCACAAUGAACCUACUGUUACAAGUCAAUUCUCUUCAGUAUUCAAAUUAGAAUCACCAAUUAAAAGAAAUCAAUCAAGAAUUAACAAUAACAGUAAUAAUAAUAAUAAUAAUAAUAAUAAUAACAAUAAUAAUAGUAAUAAUAAUAAUAUAAAUAAUCGACGUAAACCAAAAGGAUCAUUAGAAAGAAUAUUUAAUCCCCAUCAUCAUCAUAGAAGAAAAAGUAUAAAUGAUGAAGAAAAGAUAGAGAUCUCACCAAUGACUCCACCAUUUGCAGCACCGUCUCCACCACCUUUACCACCUCCACAAGUAAAACAACCGGCACAACAUAGACGUACAUUAAAGAUUGUAAAGUUUCGUGAUGAGAUUAGUGGCCAUCAUAAGCGUCCACUUGAAGAGAUGGAUGAAGACUUUAUUCACCAAAAGGCAACGAUUAGUCCACGUGGUGACUAUGCCUAUGCAGAGUAUUCUAAAAACAAACCGAUUCAACCAGAGGACCUGACAGAAGAGGAAAAGUUUAGAAGAAACUAUAUAGCCUACUAUCUCAUCAAAGAUGCCAUCCACUAUCGUAAUCCCAAUCAUGUACUCAAUCUAAGACACUUGUACUUUUACGGUAUCUAUUUCAGUCCGAUAACGAGAACUCUACUGUUUGUCGUAACGAUUUGUGACCUAUUGUUGGCCUAUUUCGAGUAUCCAAGUGACGAUCUACCGAGUAACAAGUUUAUCACUCUCUACAUUGAAUUGGCGUUGGUAUUGGUUCUCUUUUUCGAGUUGUUUGCCAAAUACUACUUUUAUGGACCCAAUGCCAUUCGAAACAAAUGGAAUAUUGUAAAGUUUGUUUUUCUUCUGACAAACCUCAUCGAUUUGUUGGUUGCAUUCAUUCUGGCAGCCAAUGGAAUACAAAGUGUGAGAGUGUCAAGGGUGUUUAGAGUCUACUAUCUCAUAGACUUCGAUCGGCUGACGCGAGAUCUCUUCCUACAAGUAUCCUACACACUCAUUAGAAUGAUACCAGUGGCCGUCGUUCUCUUUUCCUAUAUAUUCCUAUCGAGUGUAUUGUUUUCAAUAAUCUUUUCAAACGACGAGACGACCGACCCCGAAUAUUUCAACUCGACGGCACGAUCAUUCUUGGACAUGAUGAUUCUCAUUACAACGUGCAACUUUCCCGAUAUCAUGUUGCCGGCCUAUUACAAGAAUCGGUGGUACUCUGCCUUUUUCAUUGCCUAUUUGUCGUUUGGUUGGUUGCUAGGUCUCAACUUUGUCAUUGCAUUUGUGCAUCAGUCUUUUCGAAAGGCUGUGCUCAAUGAAACAAGAAAUAAUUUCCGGACUAGAAGAAGUGCUCUUUUAGCUGCCUUUAUCAUUCUCGAUUAUGACAAGACUGGUGUCAUUGGUUUGGAUCAAUGGGAACAUAUCUAUAAAUUGCUAAAACCAAAAUCAAGUUCACAAGAAGCUGAAGCUGCAUUUGAAGUGGUCGAUACAGAUGCAAAUGGAUAUCUCAACAUUCGUGAAUUCUUUGCCAUGUGUGAUGUUUUCCUACUUCAAAGAAAGACUGUACAAAUCCUAACAAAAAGAAAAAUCAUUAAAGAAAGAAUAGAAUCAGAGACUGGGACUAGUUCAUCAUCUCUAUCAGAUUCAAUCAAAGAUCAUGGUACUAGUGCAUUACCAUUGGCCAAAGAUUUAUCAAGAAUUCCUCGUCUAGAUUCACAAGUCUGUUCAGAUCUAUCAUCACUACCAGAUUUAAAAGUGAUUCCAAAAAUUUCAUCUCAUUUACAUGCUCCAAAAGCUAAUGUAAAAGAGGAUAUAGAGCAAGAAGAAGAAGAGGCAACAGAGAUGGAUGAAUUUAAUCGAUUCAAAAAACAUGAAGCUUCAAGUGUAACAAAAAUGUUAAAUAAUCGAAAUUUAUUUAGUAGUGGUGAUCAUAUUGAUAAUACAAAUAGGAUGAUUGAUAGUAAUGGUAGUACUAUUAAAAGUGCAUUAAAAUCUCCCUAUUCUCCUCCCAACAACUCUUCUUCGUCUCCUUCGUCUUCUACAUCUUCCCCAUCAAACAAAAUUCACAUCAAAGUCAUUACACCUUGUCCUUCUCCAAAGUUGUCUCAUCAAGAUCAUCAUUUUACUCUUCCACCAAAUCCUCAUCUAGAUGAUGAAGUUUUAGAUUUCAUAAAAAAGAAAAAACAACUAGAUCAAACAACUACAAGUACUCCUUCAACUCGAAUCGACGAUACAGAUAUAGAAGAGAAACCUACAUUGAUAGACAAAAUAAUAACUUAUUUAAAAAGUGGAAGGAUGAAAAAAAUUACAAAACAUUGGAGUUUCGAGGUUAUGGUUUCUCUAUUACUUUAUUUCAAUGCAUUUAUCAUUACACAUGUCAUGGUUACAACUCGAAACCUUUAUAAUCCUUCUUGGACAAUUAUAGUUGAUGAUAUAUUAAUUGGUCUUGGAUUUUUAGAAGUUUUAUUAAAAGGAAUUGCUUAUCGUUCAGUAAGAAAGUUUUGGUUAAUGUUCAGUAUAGUAAUUUUAUCAAUAUCAUUAUUUGGUAAAAUUUUGAUUGAAUAUGCUCUAAGAGGAGUUGGUAAUGAAAUUGAAAUGUUAAGAUUGGCUUGUGCUUUUAGAUUUAUUAGAAUUUUUAGAUUGUUUGCAUCUGUUAGAAGAAUGAGACAUUUUAUUCAAUCAAUGUUUCAAUUGGUAUUUAUUUUUUUAAAUUUUGCAGGAAUUAUAUUUGUUUUAUAUUAUUUUUAUGCAGUGAUUGGUAUUUGGUGUUUUAAUGGAGAUUUGGUACGUGGAAACCCGGCACUGAUUGGAACUGCCUAUGAUUUGGGCAAUUAUUAUGGAUUUGCCAAUUUUAAUAGUUUUAAUUCAGCCAUGUUUACACUAUUUCAUUUAACGGUUUUAAACAAUUGGUUUGUCACCUUUUUUGCAGUGGUAGAUGUCACCAACAAUUGGGCAAUCAUUUACUUUUGUACAUUUUAUUUUAUAUCGGUGGUUUGCAUUAUCAAUUUGGUGGUUGCCUUUCUCAUUGAAGCUGUCAAUUUUACAAGCAACUUUUAUUACCAACCAAGACAUCACCACAAUAGCAAGAAAAAACAUAGUUCUCAUGCACAUCGUUCUGGUAGUCGUAGAAGAAGAAUAUUAAAUUAUGGUAAAAAAGAAUUCUUUAGAGGUGUUGGUGUUGAAGAACACCAUCACCAUAAUAGUAUUCAUAACAAUACUAGUGAUUCAUCGUUACUAGACAGUGUUGAACGUCCACAAGAUUAUUUAUUGGAUCAAUUAAAUGAUCUAAAGAGAAGUCAAGAUGCUCAAAAUUUAACCAACCCAGAUACCAUCUCACUCAACAGAUCCACUUCUAAUAUGUCACAAACCACCAAUAGUAAACAUUCUCAAGUUGGCGAUAGUAUACAUCAAGACGUUGAUGAAUUUCUUGCCAAAGAACUAGAGGAACGUGAUAUUCAAAUUCAAAAACCUCUCUUUAUCGAAGAACAAAUGUUUUCAAAGGAGCUGACAAAUCUACAUCAAGAAGAAAUAGCUUUAAGCGAUUUUAUGGAAGACAAUGUAUUAAAUGUUACUAGAAAUCAAUCAAAUAUCAAUAAUUCUAGGAGAAGACCUUCUUUGGCAUCUAGCACUGGUAAUCCAUCACUUGAUAAUUCUCCACAACCAAUGAAAUCAUCAUCAUCAUUAUUUGAUAUUGAAGAAGAAGAACCAACAAUUGAAGAAUAUGAUGAAGAUGAACAAGAAAGUAAAUAA
Messenger RNA from Cavenderia fasciculata, 4005 nucleotides. Its product is annotated as putative Ca2+ channel. Lineage: Eukaryota; Evosea; Eumycetozoa; Acytosteliales; Cavenderiaceae. Bases 1 to 4005 code for a protein of 1334 amino acids. Gene Ontology annotation, cellular component: membrane. Gene Ontology annotation, biological process: transmembrane transport; monoatomic ion transport. Gene Ontology annotation, molecular function: monoatomic ion channel activity; calcium ion binding. The transcript is spliced from 4 exons. The record is from RefSeq and is a predicted model, not a curated record.